This is a messenger RNA of Mycena indigotica, 1653 nucleotides long. RefSeq lists its product as uncharacterized. Lineage: Eukaryota; Fungi; Basidiomycota; Agaricomycetes; Agaricales; Mycenaceae. The record is from RefSeq and is a predicted model, not a curated record. The transcript has 5 exons. Bases 1 to 1653 code for a protein of 550 amino acids.
AUGGCCGCACCAUCUCCUACCACCAAUGACUUAUCUUCCAGUGCGCCAACAACCGUGGCCUCGUUAACUGCAAAUCUUUCACCCGAGGGUAUUGCGAAGCUCCAGUCAGCUGCUGCAGCCGAGUUGCAAGCACGUAAACUCAAGAAAGCUUCCACGAAGGCAGGAAUAGCAGCAGCUCUCGAUGCAGGAAUACUAGGCAGGAUAUUCACCUUCGUCUCGCAUCUCCAUGUCGCGACCCCCGAGGAACCGGUUGAACCAGAGCCAACUCCCCAAACCCUUACCUAUCUUCCUAUCGACCCGCCGAAAGGUUCCAAACCCAAAUCCACAACGCACAAAGAGAAGACCAAGGCAGCUUCAGCCAAACCACAUCGCCUCCUCUCACUCCUCCUUGUCAACAAACAUUGGAAUGCGGCUGGGACGCCACUGCUUUACAAGCACAUCUCGUUAACCGGACAGACCGGAACCUGGGUUGCCCGAAAGCUUAGACGGACUCUAGAAAGCAAAAAGCCUUUGGUCCAGAGCAUAUUGUUGGAUGCUGAGCUGAGCAUGCUUGCGAACGACGAAGUAGAAGAAGGCUUGGAGGAAGAAACGAAGGAUCAUGUCCGAAUUGUCCGCGUAUGCGCAGAGAGCCUGAAGGAAGUUACAGUUCUGGGCUACACAAGUCCUAGCAUAAGCGAUGGCAAACUCACACCAUACGCCGAAGCCCUUGGCAGGUGUCAUGCUUUAACGACGCUCAACAUCAGUGGAGGCGACUCUGGGCUCUUGACAUUCGCAGAGCUUCUCGGGUUAAUGAGCGGGUGGCCCUUGUUAGAGCGAAUGGUCUUGAAGGAUGUUCUGCGGGAAGGAAACUCUUCGAUGGUGAACCCGACGGGCUGCAAACACCUCAAGAUGGUGAAGGUCAUCGACACGUUCACCGCCGAACAGCAAAUCAGUUUUGUACAGCUUGCCCAAGCUGCCCCCAACAUGACCGUGUUUUGGGUGGAACAACGGGGCAAGGGGGUCUUGCCCGAUGACCUUUUUGAUGCUUUGAAACUGUGGGCUGGCACGUUGGAGGGACUAUGCGUGCUGACUGAAGCAAACCUCAAACUGGAGACGAUUCUUCCAUCUCUCCACGCACUGCGACAGCUUGACGUUACCUCCAUGGUACUAAGACCCUCCGCCGACACACUCAAAGCCGGCAGCGCCAAACUCACUGGCCCUUCCUCCCUAUCACCUGCAACUGCUUUACCACCCGCAAACGCUGUUCAGCAACAUCUCAAGCCGCCUGGGAUACACACUCUUACCUAUCAUCAUCUCCCACCACCGCUUCUGCCUAUUCUGACAGAGUCGCUUUCACAGACGGACGUUUUCCCUACCUUGCGAUGUGUGGUGCUGAAGAACGGGAAAUCCUCGAAGAAGGAUAAAGACGCCAAACAACAACGCGAGAAAGAAGAUGGGUGGAAGGGCAAGAGCAAGAGUGUGUAUGGCGUUCCGACACGCGAUGUAGAUAGCGAAGGACCGAAGAUUCGCAGUAUGAUCCAUCAAGUCCGGUGGCACGAUAUAGUUGCUACCCCGCCCAGUCUAGUGCUCGGGUUCGAGUUAGGAUACGCUUCAGAUGCAGUCCAGGCAUUGAAGGCCGUUGGGCGACGGAGGAGAAUUAGAGUCGUAUUUUGA